GGCCUCAAUAUCUUAUCUCUUAAAGCUUCCUUCUCCCCUGCGCGAUUGAAGGAGACAGGGCCAGGAGGCUCACUGCUUCUGGCCCAGAGUGAUGGCUCGAAAGGAAGGGUCUCUGCAGGCCCAGAGAGGAGGUCCUGGCAGGCUUCCCGGAGGAGGCCGUUGGGGCUGGUUUGGGAAGGGCACUGCAAUUGUUCCGGCUUGUAGCAGGGGUGGGUGCGGGGCAGCGGCAAGAGUACCCCCGUCACCCUGGCCUGGGAACGCACCUGGGGCCGGGUCUGCCUCGGAGCGGCCCGAGGCCCCGAGAACCUCGGAAAGGGCCGGUUUCGUGGCCUUCCGGGCGGCGGAGGCUGUAAGGCUCCGACCCCGCGGACUAACAGGAAGCCGAGCGCAGCUGCGCGGCCGGCUCGGCAGAUGGACUGGUCGCGUCCGCGUCUCCGGGGCUGUGACAGGCGGAGGGAAGGCGGGUCGGGGAGAAGCCGGGAGACCUCCCCAGUGGACUCCAGCCCGGCGCAGGGGGCGAGUUCCGACGGGGCGGGACCCAAGGGGCGGGGUCUGUAGUCCCCGCCCACCCAGAAACGCGCCGGCGGGAUCCCAGGCGCCGAGCGCCCACUGAGCACCCCCCACUUUGCGCGCCGCCUGGAGCGCAGCUUCCCCGGGCCCUGCCUGGACAGGCCUGCCUGCGUGCUGGGACAUGUCUGGCCUCCAAGGACCGUCGGUGGGCGAUGGCUGCAACGGUGGAGGAGCCAGAGCUGGAGGCAGCUGCUGCCGCAGGAGAUGCUUCGGAGGAUUCGGACGCAGGGUCCAGGGCGCUGCCUUUCCUGGGCGGCAACCGGCUGAGCUUGGACCUGUACCCCGGGGGCUGCCAGCAGCUGCUGCACCUGUGUGUCCAGCAGCCUCUUCAGCUGCUGCAGGUGGAAUUCUUGCGUCUGAGCACUCACGAGGACCCUCAGCUGCUGGAGGCCACCCUGGCCCAGCUGCCUCAGAGCCUGUCCUGCCUCCGCUCCCUGGUCCUCAAAGGGUCGAUCUGGGACCUCGGACCCUGGCUCUGAGGGCCACAUCCGCCUCCCCCCUUCCCAGGAGGGCAACGCCGGGACACACUGGGUGCCUGUCUCCGGGGUGCCCUGACCAACCUGCCCGCUGGUCUGAGUGGCCUGGCCCAUCUGGCCCACCUGGAUCUGAGCUUCAACAGCCUGGAGACACUGCCGGCCUGUGUCCUGCGGAUGCGAGGUCUGGGUGCACUCUUGCUGUCUCACAACUGCCUCUCUGAGCUGCCUGAGGCUCUGGGGGCCCUCCCCGCCCUCACCUUCCUGGCAGUGACACACAACCGCCUGCAGACGCUGCCCCCAGCACUGGGGGCCCUAUCCACCCUGCAGCGCCUUGAUCUCUCUCAGAACCUGCUGGACACGCUACCUCCUGAAAUUGGAGGCCUUGGCAGCCUCCUGGAGCUCAACCUGGCCUCCAACCGGCUGCAGAGUCUCCCGGCCUCUCUGGCGGGACUUCGGUCCUUGCGGCUCCUUGUCCUGCACAGCAACCUCCUGGCCUCUGUGCCAGCUGACCUGGCCCGCCUUCCACUCCUCACCCGGCUUGACUUGAGGGACAACCAGCUCCGGGACCUGCCCCCUGAGCUGCUAGACGCUCCCUUUGUGCGCCUGCAGGGGAACCCCCUGGGCGAGGCCUCGCCAGACGCCCCAAGUUCACCAGUGGCAGCCCUCAUUCCAGAAAUGCCCAGACUGUUCCUGACCUCAGACUUGGACAGCUUUCCUGUGACCCCUCGAGGCUGCUCAGUGACCCUAGCCUGUGGCGUCCGCCUGCAGUUCCCAGCGGGAGCCACCGCCACCCCCAUCACCGUCCGCUAUCGGCUGCUGCUGCCAGAACCGGGCCUUGUCCCCCUGGGUCCUCAUGACGCCCUGCUCAGCCAUGUGCUGGAGCUGCAGCCCCACGGGGUGGCCUUCCAGCAGGAUGUGGGGCUGUGGCUGCUCUUCACCCCACCACGGGCCCGGCGCUGCCGUGAAGUGGUGGUCAGGACCCGGAAUGACAACAGCUGGGGUGACCUGGAGACCUACCUGGAGGAAGAGGCACCCCAGCGGCUCUGGGCUCAUUGCCAGGUGCCCCACUUCUCCUGGUUCCUUGUGGUUUCCCGCCCUGUGUCCAAUGCCUGCCUGGUGCCACCAGAGGGGACACUGCUGUGCUCCUCGGGUCAUCCUGGGGUCAAAGUCAUCUUCCCUCCUGGGGCCACUGAGGAGCCUCGUCGAGUCUCCAUGCAGGUGGUGCGCAUGGCUGGCCGAGAGCUACAGGCCCUCCUGGGAGAACCAGAGGCUGCAGUGAGCCCCCUGCUGUGCCUCUCACAGAGCGGUCCCCCCAGCUUCCUCCGACUGGUCACCGUGCAGCUGCCUCUGCCCUCUGGCAUCACAGGCCUCAGUCUGGACCGCUCCCGCCUGCACCUGUUGUACUGGGCCCCUCCUGCAGCCACCUGGGAUGACAUCACAGCUCAGGUGGUCCUGGAGCUCACCCACCUGUACGCACGCUUCCAGGUCACACACUUCUCCUGGUCAGUGCCCGCCAGCUUUCUCAGCUCCCCUCCCCCAGUCUGUACAGCCCUCCUUACCCCCAGCCCUCCCAGGUACUGGCUCUGGUACACCACCAAGAACUGCGUGGGAGGCCUGGCUCGGAAGGCCUGGGAGCGGCUGCGGCUACACCGUGUGAACCUCAUCGCUCUGCAGCGGCGCCGGGACCCUGAGCAGGUCCUGCUGCAGUGCCUGCCCCGAAACAAGGUGGACGCCACCCUUCGGCGGCUGCUGCAGCGGUACCGGGGCCCCGAGCCCUCUGACACGGUGGAGAUGUUCGAGGGUGAAGAGUUCUUUGCGGCCUUCGAGCGCGGCAUCAACGUGGAUGCUGACCGCCCUGACUGCGUGGAGGGCAGAAUCUGCUUUGUCUUCUACUCGCACCUGAAGAAUGUGAAGGAGGUAUACGUGACCACCACCCUGGACCGGGAGGCUCAGGCUGUGCGGGGCCAGGUGUCCUUCUACCGUGGCGCUGUGCCUGUGCAGGUGCCCGAGGAGGCUGAGGCUGCUCGGCAGAGGAAGGGCGCGGACGCCCUGUGGAUGGCCACUCUGCCCAUCAAGCUGCCGAGACUUCGGGGGUCCGAGGGGCCGCGGCGGGGGGCUGGCCUCUCCUUGGCACCCUUGAACCUGGGAGAUGCUGAGACUGGCUUUCUGACACAGAGCAACCUGCUGAGUGUGGCUGGGCGCCUGGGUCCGGACUGGCCAGCCGUGGCCCUGCACCUGGGCAUGUCCUACCGCGAGCUGCAGCGCAUCCGGCACGAGUUCCGGGAUGAUCUGGAUGGGCAGAUCCGCCACAUGCUCUUCUCCUGGGCUGAGCGCCAGGCUGGGCAGCCAGGGGCUGUGGGGCUCCUGGUGCAGGCCCUGGAGCAGAGUGACCGGCAGGACGUGGCUGAAGAGGUGCGCGCAGUCUUGGAGCUCGGCCGCCGCAAGUACCAGGAUGGCAUCCGACGCACGGGCUUGGCCCCCAAAGACCCCGCUCUGCCUGGCUCCUCAGCUCCACAGCCCCCAGAGCCUGCCCAGGCCUAGGCCCCACAGACUUUAGGCUGGGCCAGAUAUUCCCCAGCGGAUGGGCAGAGCCCCCACCUUCAAGUCUCUCCAGUGUGUGGGGACGGGUCCCUGUGAGCAACAAAACCGCACUGUUUCUUUCAC
Molecule: messenger RNA, 3710 nt
Organism: Nomascus leucogenys (northern white-cheeked gibbon)
Lineage: Eukaryota; Metazoa; Chordata; Mammalia; Primates; Hylobatidae
Gene: PIDD1
Product: p53-induced death domain protein 1
Exons: 15
Coding region: 1221-3587 (788 amino acids)
Biological process (GO): apoptotic process; DNA damage response; signal transduction
Molecular function (GO): protein binding
Source: RefSeq, a predicted model, not a curated record